Molecule: messenger RNA, 1326 nt
Organism: Paramecium primaurelia
Lineage: Eukaryota; Ciliophora; Oligohymenophorea; Peniculida; Parameciidae
Source: the annotation of a GenBank genome assembly
AUGGAACAAGUUUUUAAGACUGAUUUUAAUUUUCCCGGUAAUAUAAUAGAUCUGACCGAUUCUUAAUAAGAACAUGAAGAGGAUUCGCUAUAGAAUAAACCCCUUGAUGGACUUACAGAAAGAAUAUUGAGAAAACGAAAAAAUGGACCUUUACAUUAAUCAUUAUAUGAACAAUUAAUCUAAGAUCCUAUAUAUUAAAGCUGUGUUUAAAAUGAAUUCCUAUUCAUCAAACAUCUUGAGUCACUAGGGUUCACUGACAUAUAUGACUAUUUGAAAUAUUGUAAUAAAAAUGGGCUACUCCUUGAAGAAGAAGCACUCAAAAGUAUUCUUAAAAUAUGAAUUCUAGAAAAUAACCUUAAACCUCCUUAAUAGAAAUAUAACAUAUACUAAUGCAAAAUUAUUCAUGAUAAAAACACAGAUUUCAAAAAUAUUUAACAAAUUUUGAGUGGAAUGAAAUAACUAAAAAAGACAAUGAAACUUGAGUAAAAAUGCAAAAAGAAUCUAAAUAUUGAAUUCUUUACUAGCAACGAUACAAAAAGUUUUGCUAUUCAUUCAACAAAAUAACAUAGAUAUUUAGCGCCAAAUUUAAUUAAUAAAAUGCUCUAUGAAGUUGAACCUUUAGACUAAAAUAUCGAUGAAACCUUAAUUUAGUAUUGCUGGAGAUAGUACAGAAAGUUUUAUAAAAAAUGUCAAGCAGAAUAUGAUGCGAUGGUAAAUGAAAACGAUAAUGAGUUUGAAGGUGAAUUUAGUGAAACUCAUCAAAUUGAUUAUGAUUAGAUCUCACAUGAUUCUUUAGCUCCAUACUUUAAAGUUCCUCCUUACAAAAGAAAACCUCAAUAUCGAUCUAUGAAUUUGUGUUACAAAAUAUAACAUUUGAAAAUUGUAUAGUUUUCUGUUAUUUGAUUUAAAUUUUAUUCUAAUGCAUAAUUGAUUCAGAAUUAUUAUGAAUAUUUAUUAUUAUAUUUUAUAAAUAAUAAUUUAACAAGAGAAGCUAUGCAUUUUCUUUUUUAGGGUAUUUAUCAGUUUAAUUCUUAGGAUUUUAUAUUCCUUGAAGGAAUUUCAUUUGAAUUAUUUAGUUCAAAAAAAUAAUAAAAUACAAAAAUUAAAGUCAUUAUUGAAGUCUUCAUUAAAUUUAGGAUUAGUUUAAAGGCUUCAUUAUAAAGUACUUGCAUUUUAUAAAAGGUGAAUUUUCAAUAAAUUAAAGAGGUAAUAAUUCAUAUACUAUAUUAGCAUUUAACAUUUUACAUUAUUUUCAAACAUUAUCACUUUCUAUUAUUCUGCUAAUAAAAUUACCAUUUGAAGAAGUAAGAUAAAUUUAAUUAUUGA